Molecule: messenger RNA, 2216 nt
Organism: Perca fluviatilis (European perch)
Lineage: Eukaryota; Metazoa; Chordata; Actinopteri; Perciformes; Percidae
Product: zinc finger protein 239-like
Exons: 3
Coding region: 897-1613 (238 amino acids)
Biological process (GO): regulation of transcription by RNA polymerase II
Molecular function (GO): DNA-binding transcription factor activity, RNA polymerase II-specific; RNA polymerase II cis-regulatory region sequence-specific DNA binding
Source: RefSeq, a predicted model, not a curated record
AUUGGGUCAGAGUAGGAGAGAAACGGAGCGAAUAGUGGACAGUAAGAAUUUGUGGAGGAUGGAGUUUAACAGUUUACAGCUAGCUUGGAUUACCUGUGUGCGUAAAUGAUACAAAAACCACCCACACACACUCCCACCCACAACUGUUAAUUAAACUGGAGAAAGGGAAGUUCUGCUUCUUCUGUGUCUGAUCAACACACCGUGGCGACGGCUACUACACCUGAACCACUUAGACUCAUCUACAAUCUGCUUCAUUAUACAUUUCAUGUUAGCUUCUAGGAGUCAUGUUAUGUUACUGCUGAUGAAGAUUUGCCUGAUUUUGCCGCUUCAUAGCAAAAGCAGUUACAUGACAAAAUAACAGGGGGCUUUUGUUAAAAAAAUUUUGUUAGGAACUAUUAUGCUUGUGUGUUAAACUGUUGCAUGAAACUGUUAUUCAACUUUAUCUGUGCAUAUCAGAUAAGGAAGGACUGAGUGAUCUUGCAAGAACAGAAAGCGCCUGUGGGCGAAGCACAUGAUGUGUGGGAGAUCAUGGGAGAAGCGCAAGACUAACCCAGAUAAGAAUAUGUGUUUGCUGCCUUUGUGUUUUAUGUAACCAUGGGUGUAACAUGCUUUUAAAAAUCAGCUGCUGAGGGUGAUCGGCAGUCAAUUUCUGUACUAAUGAGGUGCAUGUAAUUGAUUCCUUGUUGCAAGUAAACUAGCUUUGAAGAAGACUCCAGUGACUUUGUCAAGUCUUUGAUAGUUAUCCUAACAGCUUUCAUUGUUGUUGUGUGUGAAUGUGAGGAAAAUGAGAGGAGAGAGCAGCUCCUGAAGAUUUCUGCAUGCUUUGAUUUGUACAGAAUCCAGAGUGAGUCCAGCAGCCACAGUGGAGAUCUGCUGGAUUUUAGGACAAGAGUGGAAUGGAGGAGGACAACCAGAAGCCGGAGCAGCGGAGCAACAAGAUCCCCAGAAGACGAGCAGCAGACUCGCACUCUGAUACCAGCGAUGGUCAGAAACAGAGAGGAGGAGUGGGACCCAAAUGUCACCACUGUCAGCACUGUGACAAAUCCUUCACAACAUCAAAAUAUUUAAAGAUUCAUCAGAGAGUUCACACUGGACAGAAUCUACACAUCUGUGAUCAAUGUGGGGCAGCUUUCAUACAACAGAGUAACCUAAAAAAACAUCAACGCAUUCACACUGGAGAGAAGCCGUACCGUUGUGAUCAAUGUGGGGCCGCAUUCACACUACAGAGUAACCUAAAAAGACAUCAACUGAUUCACACUGGAGAGACGCCGUACAGCUGUGAUCAAUGUGGGAAAACUUUUACUCAGAGUGGUAACCUGGAAAUUCACCAACGUGUUCACACUGGAGAGAAGCCUUACUGGUGUGAACAAUGUGGGGAAACAUUUUCUGAGAGUAGUCACCUUAAAACACAUCAACGCAUUCACACUGGAGAUAAACCUUACAGCUGUGAUUUAUGUGGUAAAACCUUUUCUAGGAGAGGUAACCUAGAAAGCCACCGACGUGUUCACACUGGAGAGAAGCCGUACUGGUGUGAACAAUGUGGGAAAACGUUUUCUGAGAGUGGUAACCUUAAAAGACACCAGCGCAUUCACACUGUUCACUUCACACUGUAGUGAACAUGUUUCAGAGCCAAGCUGUUUCCUCCUGCCUCCUCCUCAUGCCCUGAUAGCUUUUAUUCCUGUAAUACAAUAUUUUGAGUUCAGGGUGCUAUUUAACUAAUGCUGCAACAAAGGAGUAUUUGUUCUUAAUUAAAAUAGUCCCAUCACUGUUUACUAAGGUAAUGUCAAAUAGUCUAUUGUCCCUUAAGAUGAAGAAAAGAAGCAAAUCUUCAUAACUGGGAAGCUUUAUGGGAAGCUUUAAUCAGAACAUGUCUGCUGCUGCUGCUUAAAAAAUGACUUGAACAGUUACUGUGUUAAUUAGAGUUGAGACGGUUACUCGGCUGAAACGAGUAUCCGGUAUAGAUAAAGCACUUUUGCCGAGUACGAGUAUUAUACUAGUAAUACGAGUCAAUAUCUGUGCUCGGAUUGAAUAAAAAUCCUCAUUGGGUAGCUGACUGUGUCUGCGUUCUGUGAUAGGCUAGUCACAGCGCCCCUCCCCUACACACAUACAGAUUUAUUGUGUUGCUCUUCAUUAAAGUCGAUGCAGAUCUGAAAAACAGCGGACUAUUUCAUCCGUAGAACUCAGUCCCCCCCCAUCUCUUUUUUUUUUUCUCUCUC